CACGAUUUGUUAUUGACAAGCUGCUCCAGCUGGCAAUGGGCGCGUCGGCGAUUCCCGUGAUUUUGAUGACCCUCUUUUGGGGCCUGGUGGGCGUGGUGCUGCCCGUCGUGCUACCCAAAGGACCCAACAGGAGUUUGAUGCAGUCCAUUCUCAUAACGACUGCUUCUUCUUGUUGGUUAUUUUGGCUGUGUUGCUACAUGCACCAGAUGAACCCUCUCAUUGGUCCUGCCCUCCACAACACCACCAUCAUAGCCAUCAACAAAUUGUGGGAUGGGCCCUAGGUUGAGAAACCAAACCAGGACAGCUUUACACCAAGUGAGGUGAUCCAUCUGACAGUCAGGUGGACUGGCGGUGUUAUGUCCGGCCAAGAAUCCAUUCCAGUGGAGGAGUAGAGCAAGAAUACUUCAAGAGUCCUUUGUUACUGUAUCUUUCCCCCUUCUCCUCUCCUCUCGAUCACUCUCCUUUUUUUUCUCUCCGCCUUUACUUUUUUUCUCUCUCUUUUUUUUUACACAAUGAGUAUUAAACGGAAUUAAGACCGCUUUCAGUUCCUUUUCAUUUGGAGACUAGAUUCUCUAACCAGUCUUUGAUUUUUUUUACAAGCAGUUAUUCUCAACUUUCUCCCUUUGUUUGAUGUCAUAGAAAUGGACCUAUUGGCAGUAAUAGUGUAAUGGGAAAAAUCAAUAAGAGUAUGUAUUAAGAAUGACUGUAUCAGAAGUAUAUAUAUACAUAUAUAUAUAAGUUAAGGUCUGAUUGUCAUCAGUAGACAUUUUUGUUGUUGUUUAUAAUGCAUAAGCAAAUAGUUUAUACCAUUAAGAUAUUUUUAAUCUUGAAAGUUGCAACUUAUUACAAAAAAUGCAGCUUUUUAUAACACAGAAAUGAACAGAAGUUAUAGAAAUUGGUAGAAAAUAAAUCCUAGACUCAAAAAUGUAAAAAGAAACCACUUCUAGUGUUUGGUGGUGUGGAUGUCAUUUUGUUUCUCUAAUAUUUUAACCCACUUGUCUCACUCCGUAGUUAUCUCUGCACCAGAAUAAUGUAAGAAAUAAAAGGCUUUAAUGCAGGGGAGCAUCAUACCUAAAAAUGCUUAAAAAAACAACAGCUAAAGGCGCACAUUUGAAUUUCAGUGUUAUGUGGACAGAUUAGAGUUGUAUGAGAGAGUCUUGAUUGAAUCCAAAUGAUAUUGAAAAAGAAGUCCUAACAUACUUUUUUCCUUCUUUUCAAAAGGGCAAAAAUUUUAGGGUCUUGUGACAGCAGAAGCUUGCAUGGGUCAGAUAAGUGGGUUUGGGAUAUAAAGGGAGUUAGUAUACAUCGUAUAGUAAUGCAUUGGACAAUUUUAAUGUGUGGAUUUUAUCAUAUUUACUAACCUAAUAUAUAUAUGUAGUAUCUUAAAGGUUAAGUGGCAUACUCUUGGCUGGGUGUAGUUUAGGAUUGGUGGAAAGAAAUACAUGGUUUGUGAACUAAUGUAAAUAAUUUCAGUGUAUCGUUUUAUUGGAGGGGAGGUCAGUCUGUGAGAUGCCUCAGACCAGCAAAACCUACACUGCAACUAAUCUUGGUUCACAAACACGGUCAGUUUCUUCACCAAUUGAACUCUAAUUUCUAAGUGCAUCCACAAGAUUCUGAGCCACGGAUGAACCCCACCUACCUCAUCCAUAAAGCCACCUUUGGUGUCCCUUCAGCUUGGCCAAGGUCAUGGGCACCGUUAGAAAUAGCCCGGUCUCAAACAGUGAAUUAAAAUACACGUGCAUAAACCAACCUCGGUAAGAGAAACCAGAAUUCAAACUCUCACUUUACUGGAGAGAGGAACAGCACUCCGUGGGAGGGUGCUCCAUGGGAGGUCUCUCCCUUGGGGCUGUUCCCAUCAGGCCAGUGUGACACUCUUCCUGGCAGUAAAUCUGUAUUUCGAUUCUGGUUUGCAUUUACCGAAAGAAAUAUAUCAUUCAAUGACCUAAAUGCAACAUUUAUUUAAGAUAAUUGCUGUCUAGAUGAGGGGUGUAUUGUUGAAUUUAGGCUUUUUUAUACUUUACUUCUGCUGAACUUUUUUUUUCUGUAGAUAUUGUCAGUUUGUUUAUAGAUAUCAAUAUGGCUUACUUAAUCAAUGUUCGAAGUGUAUAUUUUUCUGUUCAUAUAUAAAUUUCAAUAUUUUCAAAAUAGGAACAAAUUUUAACAUUCCACAAAGGGAGGAAUAAAUAUAUUUGCUUUCUCAGUCUCUUUAAGUACUGUGUGCACUAUUUCUGUUAUGUAUUAUUAUUUAAUGUAUGUCAUAGUAAGACUGUAUCAUUGCUUGUAUUAAGUAAUUACUGAAUGUAUGAUGUGGCUUUAGCAAUAUGUAUUGUCCUCUGUGGAUGUUGUACAGUGGUUGUAAGGAGUAUUGAGGAUAGUGUGCAAAUAUAACCUUCUAGUCCAUUA
This is a messenger RNA of Penaeus chinensis, 2403 nucleotides long. Its product is annotated as V-type proton ATPase subunit e 2-like. The coding region runs from base 36 to 281 and encodes 81 amino acids. Gene Ontology annotation, biological process: proton transmembrane transport. Lineage: Eukaryota; Metazoa; Arthropoda; Malacostraca; Decapoda; Penaeidae. The transcript has 4 exons. The record is from RefSeq and is a predicted model, not a curated record. Gene Ontology annotation, molecular function: proton-transporting ATPase activity, rotational mechanism. Gene Ontology annotation, cellular component: proton-transporting V-type ATPase, V0 domain; plasma membrane proton-transporting V-type ATPase complex.